Molecule: messenger RNA, 2933 nt
Organism: Punica granatum (pomegranate)
Lineage: Eukaryota; Viridiplantae; Streptophyta; Magnoliopsida; Myrtales; Lythraceae
Source: RefSeq, a predicted model, not a curated record
AUGUCUGCCCUGCUUCAAUUCAAGGACAGCAUCAUCAUUGAUGAGUCCGCUUCCAAUGAACCCCGUGCCUAUCCGAAGACGAAGUCCUGGAAACUUGACGGUACUAAUGGUUCCUCACCGUCAAAAUGCUGCUCCUGGGAUGGUGUUGAAUGCAGUGACAACACCGGCCUUGUAAUUGCACUCGACCUCAGCAGCAGCUAUCUAUAUGGCUCGAUUGACUCGAGCAGUAGCCUUUUCAGGCUAUCCCAUCUUCGUAGAAUCGACCUUUCAGAUAAUGACUUCAAUCAGUCCCGGAUCCCAUCUGAGUUCAGCCUCCUUUCAGGUUUGACCCAUCUCAAUCUUUCUGAUUCAGCUUUCUCAGGCCAAAUCCCACUGGAAAUCGCCAAACUUACGGGCCUAGUUUCACUUGAUCUGAGUUGUAACCCAGAUUCGGACACUCGUAAACAAGAUCUUGAACUCCCAAACCCUGGUUUAAGCACUCUUGUCCAGAGCCUGACCAACCUCGAAGUUCUCAGUCUCAGUUCUGUGGAUAUAUCGUCUGAAGUGCCCGAGAGUAUAACGAGCUUGUCUUCUUUGAGAUCAUUGUUCCUGGACCCCAGUGGAAUUCAUGGUGUUUUUCCAGCUGCUGUUUUCCAAUUGCCCAAGUUGCAGCACAUCAAUUUGGCACAUAACAGUGAUCUCAAAGGGCAAUUGCCCUAUUUUAACUCGACCAGCCUGCUUCAGAGACUAUGGCUAUCUUGGACGAGCUUUUCUGGGGAGUUACCCGCUUCACUUGGCAAUCUUCGAUCAUUGAAAGACUUAAGAUUAGACAAUGCCCAAUUCACUGGACCAUUACCAAAUUCCAUUGGAAACCUUCAUUCCCUGAACUUCCUAGAUAUAUCAUUCUGCAACUUCCUGGGACCUAUCCCGAAUUCCUUUGGCAGCCUUACCAAGUUGACCUACUUAGAUAUCGGGCACAGCCAAUUCAUUGGGCAAUUACCGAAUUCCGUGGAAAACCUGCAUUCCUUGAAUCACCUAGAUAUAUAUAACUGUAACUUCUCAGGAUCGAUCCCAUCUUCCUUUAGUAACCUUACCGAGAUCACCUAUUUGGAUGUCAGAGAAAACCAGUUCACACCUCGAGCACUUGGUUCGUUGUCCUGGCUCUGGAAGAUGACUAAGCUCAACACUUGGGACCUCAAUGACAUGAGUAUAUCAGGUGAAAUCCCGGCUACAGUUGGAAAUUUGUCCCAGCUUGCUUCACUGCAAUUGGAUGGUAACCAGCUCAAGGGUCAAAUCCCACCUUCGAUCGGGAAUCUGAACAAGCUUUUUUCUCUAGGAUUGAACCGGAAUGAGCUAGAGGGACACAUUCCCCUGCAGCUAAUGAACUUCACUCAACUUACAGAACUAUUUCUCGGGUUCAAUCAAAUGUCCGGUUUUAUCCCAUCUUACCUGAUGAAUUUUACUCAAAUGACUCAUCUUGACCUCUCAAACAAUAAAUUUGAGGGUACGAUACCAUCGUCAAUAUCCCAGCUCCAGAAUCUCAUACUCCUUCGGCUUUCCAGGAACAACUUGAGUGGAGCUGUUGAGCUUGACACCUUUCUUCAGUUCAAAGAGUUGGGGUUCCUAGAGCUGUCAUGGAACAAACUGACGUGCCUUCCCGCAACAAAGAGAAAUCUCUCUCUCCCUUCAUUUGACUAUCUCGAGUUGGCUUCGUGCAAUUUGAACGAGUUCCCGAGCUUCCUAGAAGAUCAAGAGUAUACUCGAUUUCACCAGAAUUUGGCGGUCCUUCCGCAGAACUAUGUGUAUACUCUAGAUCUGACAUCAAACUUGUUGCAAGGACAAGUCCCGGUUCCAUCUGCUUCGAUUCACUCAUAUCUACUCUCCAACAACUCACUGACAGGGAAACUACCGUCAUUGAUCUGCAAUUUGAGUUCUCUGGUCAUCCUAGAUUUGUCUUUUAACUUCCUGGGCAAUACCAGUGAUACUCUGUCAGUAUUAAAUCUUCAAAGCAACAGAUUUAGUGGAACCAUUCCUCAGUUCAUCAGUAGUGGGACUCAACUGAAGAUGAUCAGCUUAAGCCAGAAUAAUUUUGGAGGAAAGCUGCCGAGGUCAUUGGCCAAUUGUUCAAGGCUAGAGUUCAUCGACUUUGCAGAUAAUCAGAUGAAUGAUACAUUCCCGUCUUGGUUAGGAUCUCUUCCAGAGUUACGGGUUCUCAUCUUGCGAUCAAAUCAGUUGCAUGGUGCCAUAGGGAAGCCUAACUCUAAUUUCUCGUUCCAAAACUUGCGCAUAAUUGACCUGUCUCGAAAUUCAUUUUCAGGGAAUUUGCCUCUCGGGUACUUCCAACAUUGGAACUCCAUGAAAGUUGUUGAUAAUAUAACUGGAGGAAUGUCGUACAUGCAGGAGAGCUUCUUACCCUCGAUUCAUAGAGAUACUUCCUACUACAACUACACCAUGACGAUCAUCAAUAAGGGCCUUGAACUUUACUAUGCCAAGAUAUCAGAUGUCUUCACAGCCAUUGAUCUUUCUGGGAACUUGUUCACUGGAGACAUCCCGGAAGUCAUCGGGGAGCUGAAGGAGCUUCAUUUGCUGAACCUUUCCAACAAUUUCCUCACUGGUCAAAUACCAGCAUCUCUGGGAAACCUUGGGGCUCUUGAAUCCUUGGAUUUGUCUCGUAACAGGCUUUCAGGGGAGAUUCCUCAGGAACUGAGCAGGCUCAACUUUCUCUCUGUUUUUAAUGUGUCAUAUAACAAUCUCACAGGGCCCAUACCGAGAGGGGAACAAUUCGAGACAUUCCCAAAUAGCUCGUUCCAAGGGAACAAGGGACUGUGCGGAAUUGAUCUAUCAAGGAAAUGUGCAGAAUCAAAGAUGGAGCCGACAGGACCUCCAACUUCAGAAGCCGACAGGACCUCCAACUUCAGAAGAGGGUGAACACUCGGGCUCAUGGUACAAGUUUG